Molecule: messenger RNA, 576 nt
Organism: Perkinsus marinus ATCC 50983
Lineage: Eukaryota; Perkinsozoa; Perkinsida; Perkinsidae
Exons: 2
Coding region: 1-576 (191 amino acids)
Source: RefSeq, a predicted model, not a curated record
AUGAUCCGCUCUGCCCUCUUUUCCAUCGUCCUUUGGCAGGCAGCUGCCGAUGACCACAAGCCGUCUGAAGAGAGCAUCUUGCCAACGAAGCCUCCACAGCCACCGACUGACAACGGCGAUCAUGAGGAUUUCUUUCAAAUGCUUCAUUACCUAUUCCACCACGGUAUGGGUGGUGUCCAUAGCGAGGCCGCGGACUUCAUGCCGAGUGCCGUUGGCGAUAUUACUGAUAUUAUGCCGGGUGACUUCUUUGAUACCCGGAAGACUACCAAGUUUGGGGUUUACUCGGGUGACUUCAAAUUGGACGAAUAUGACAGCGUCGCCACCGACGUGACGGUUUACGCCAAGACGAAAGAGUACAACGUCAACGAUGAGGACUUCCGUUAUCUCACCGUUGGUGUCCACGGAGGCACCUUUGGGCAUUGGUUUGGUUACUACCCGACCGUGAAGAUGUACAAUGGUGUCGGCAAUGCGUACAUCAGCGCCUAUUACUUCCGUCCUCUUCCUGUCGAACCUGACAUGAUGACUGGAAAUCAUUCAAGGAACGAGCACGAUGCCGAGAGACAUGCUAAGGACUAA